Messenger RNA from Penicillium odoratum, 1185 nucleotides. RefSeq names its product serine/threonine-protein kinase. Bases 1 to 1185 code for a protein of 394 amino acids. NCBI's taxonomy places the organism in Eukaryota, Fungi, Ascomycota, Eurotiomycetes, Eurotiales, Aspergillaceae. Gene Ontology annotation, molecular function: calcium/calmodulin-dependent protein kinase activity; ATP binding. The transcript has 4 exons. Gene Ontology annotation, biological process: cellular response to oxidative stress; protein phosphorylation. The record is from RefSeq and is a predicted model, not a curated record.
AUGUUCAACAAGCUGUCCGGGCAGCCAGAGAGCUAUGAGAAAAAGUCUCUGUACAAGUUCGGACGGACCCUUGGUGCUGGCACCUACGGUAUUGUCCGUGAGGCUGAAGCUCACGACGGAAAGAAGGUCGCAGUCAAGAUCAUCUUGAAGAAAAAUGUCCGGGGAAACGAGGAAAUGGUCUACGACGAGCUGAAGAUGCUUCAGAAGCUCUCACAUCCUCAUAUUGUUUCAUUCGUGGACUGGUUCGAGUCUAAGGACAAAUUCUACAUCGUGACACAACUGGCCACUGGUGGUGAGCUGUUCGAUCGGAUUUGCGAGUAUGGCAAGUUCACAGAGAAGGAUGCUUCGCAGACCAUUCGACAGGUGCUUGAUGCUGUCGAUUACCUGCACAAGCGAAACAUUGUCCACCGUGACUUGAAACCUGAGAACCUCCUCUAUCUAACCCGUUCUGCCGACUCUGAGCUAGUCCUGGCAGAUUUCGGUAUUGCCAAGAUGCUAGACAACCCAUCGGAAGUUCUGACUAGCAUGGCGGGCUCCUUCGGCUACGCCGCACCCGAGGUUAUGCUUAAGCAAGGCCACGGAAAGGCUGUUGACAUGUGGUCUUUGGGUGUGAUUACUUACACCCUGCUGUGUGGUUACUCACCCUUCCGCGCCGAGAACCUGAGCGACCUCAUCGAAGAAUGUCGCACAGGCCGGAUCAUCUUCCACGAACGCUACUGGAAAGAUGUGUCCCAGGAUGCCAAGGAUUUCAUAAUGACCAUGCUUCAGGCUGACCCCAGCAAGCGCGUGACAUCCGAAGAAGCCCUCAAGCACGAAUGGUUGACCGGAAAAACUGCCAGCGACCGCGAUCUGCUGCCCGAGAUCCGUGCCUACAUUGCGAAAGCUCGUCUCCGCCGUGGUAUCGAGAUCGUCAAGCUUGCCAACCGUAUCGAAGCUCUCAAGGUGCACGACGAGGACGAAGACGAAGACGAUAUUCCUAGCCCGGUCGCCAUGGCCGAGCAAAGCGACGCCACUCCAGGCUCAAACGGGGAUGCAUCCCCCGGCCACACCAAGAAGCACAGUCUUGGCAAGAUUGCCCGUGGGGCUAUCUUCCGUGAAGUUGUCUUGGCCAAGGUUCGCGAGGCCAAGGAUAAUGAGGAGCGUGAGAAGGUUGAGCGGGAAGCACGCGAAAAAGCUUCUCAUUAA